Molecule: messenger RNA, 2998 nt
Organism: Toxoplasma gondii ME49
Lineage: Eukaryota; Apicomplexa; Conoidasida; Eucoccidiorida; Sarcocystidae
Gene: GRA9
Product: dense granule protein GRA9
Exons: 2
Coding region: 336-1292 (318 amino acids)
Source: RefSeq, a predicted model, not a curated record
CCGGUAUCCCGCGGUUCGGCACACGGCCUUCCAUGCAGUGAGCUGAGCUGGGUUGAGGCAAACCGGCAGUGCCUGAACUGGGCGUCGCCGCUGCGGCAACUGGACACGGAGUCAAAACGAACCGUCGCCAUCAAAGAGAGUCGUCCCGAUAAGCCGGGUUCGCCGCGGCGCGUCGGCUUGCCGGUGGAAAAGAAUUCUUUCCGUUUUUCGGAAGUUUUCGUAUGACGAAACUCGCACUCUAGUCCUGUUCCUCAGGCGCUUCCUCGCUUCUGCGCGGUGUGCAUACAUUCCAGACGACAUCGUUCAACCUUUUCGCGGCAGUAUCUGGGUGGAAAAUGCGGUCACUCAAGUCAAUCGUCGUGCCCCUCUCGGCAGCGUUGGUCGCAGCGGCGGAACUCGACCUUUUCCUCGGUGAAUCGGGAGUCUACUUAUUCGGGAAAGCGUCUGAGUCCGACGUCGCUCUGAAGGUUCCAGAGGAUCCGGUUCCGGAGGAACCGCGCCGUGAACCCGAGAAGCACGUUGACCUCUUCGGCGAAGACUGGAAACAGUUCGGCGGUUCCGGAUUCGGAGAUUUCUCGAAGGUGGAGUUCGAGAAUCUUUUUUCGCAAGUGCAUGAAAUGAUGAGACGCCUUAUGGGACGAGGUGUGGAUGGAUUUGGCCCGUCUCUUCUCGGCGACUCUCCCGGUUUCCACUUCCCCCGCCUCAGAGCGUUGCAACCGAAAACGAAGCUCGAGAAAACUGGCACGUGCCAGUACGUGGUUACUUGGGCGCCGGAGGUGACGGCGGAGAACGUUCGUGUGAUUCUGCACUUGCAGAGGCGCCAGGUUGAGGUUCAGUACCGCGCAGCUACUCGCCGUGAUGAGAAGACGGAGGGCGGCGAGAGCCACAGCAUGUCGAAGGAGCAGUCUUCUCAGCUGAUGUCUGUGGACCCGCAAUGCAUCAUGACACGAGAAGUUGUCGCACAGAAACUUGCUGGCUGGACAGACAACACUCACACCGCAACAGCGGGGACGCCGAAAAAGCUCCUCAUUUCGUUUCCGUCUCCGGAUCACAUCAAGGAAAUGGUCAAGGAGGGGUAUCUGCCAGACAACGCGCUGGAACGCGUUCUUGCGGGCGAUUUUGAGGGAUUCUCCCGGACCCAGAUGUGCCUGGUGUCCGGCAGAAACCGAACGGAGUGUGCGUUCGCAGAGGGCCAAGAGGUCGAACUCGAGGAGAAGCCGCUUCCCUCGGAUUCCAGCCCUGUGACGUCCGUCGAACUGCCCCGACUCUCGCAGGAAGACCGAGGACUCUGAGGGCGCCCCGCCGCGGCGGAGGCCAAGCCUGAAGAAAAACGAUUCGAAGCGAGGUUCGUCCGUUCCACUCUGCAUGCGUCUGUGCAGUGUGAUGCCUCCGUACCACUGAGGGAAAGAGGGCACAGCGCUCGCGAAACACAACCAGGAAGUGCGUCGCGGAACUCUCUGCCAGAAAGGGAAAUACACACGUCGCAUGCGGACGCGGACAAAGCACUGUUCGUGCAGUGACGGAUCAGUGCAGCUUGACGGGCUGUCUGUGUCGUGAGCGAGUGACUUCGUGUGCGCAGCGUUUAGGACGCACUCAAUUUUGCGUUCGUAGCAUUCUCUGAAACGGUUUUUGCCCCGUGUUGAAACCGUGAAAUGCGUAUUGCAAUGUUUAUGUAAAUGUGCCCGUUGGCUGGUGUAGAAAACACGCUCAACCGUUGCAAGCAUCCCGGCGCGAAACGCGUCCUGGAACGGGUAUGGCACUCACACUCGAGGAGGAGUGAGUUUGCAGCGGAGCCCGACAAGUCUCACACAGCUUUGUAAAGACGCGUGUCUGGAAGGAUUCAAGCGGUACGCGAGGGAACGAGCACAUCCGUAGAUUCAAAGGCCAGGCGCGUAGGCUCUACACACACGCAUAGCACGAACAACGGAGCCGCAGAUCUGGACGCCAACAGAUGCAUAACUGAAAACAGUUGAAGAAACGUCUCUCAAGAAUGCAGCGGAGAGGGCGGGACCCAUCCUCCCUUCGGCACAAACGACAAAUGCUGACGGGGCGGCAGGAGGGCUACCCGUUCAGCGCGCUCUGGACACACGCCACGCUUUGAUGUCAGAACGACAAAGAGGUAGUAGAGGGGCCCUUCUGCGUCGUAGGGAGAGGUUGCCAGCCUAAAUCGCGUUUCCAAUCAGAUUCAGUGUUGUCCCUUGCACUUUUUUGACGUGUUCUGAGUUAUCACCUUUUCAAGCUCAACCGGUAAGAAUCCUAGUAUCGGGUUGUCUCAGGCUACGACCAGCAUCAGCAUGGUCACUGCAACAUGCUUUAUAGAAGAGAACUCCUCGUCGCGGAGAAAAUUGUCUGUUCGCUGAUGUGAGUACGCCAUACACGCUAUUUAUGCCAUUGAUAGGUGUGGAUGUUUUACAAAGACGUCAAUCGCGCGUCUCUGCAGUCGACUGUGUCGCUCACCAUCCCGGUUCGUUUCAUUGUGAUCUCUUCUUGUGAGACUGUUCUGUUUGAGAAUACACAUGUCUGUUUCCCGAUCUCUUAUUUUGGUCGAGUUCAACUUUUAGGAAAUAUUUUCGCUGUCUCUGGCGUCUAUAUCACACUCUCGAUUUUCGUCACUGCAUUUCCCCGCCUUCGUGCGAUGGAAUGCCCUCGCAGAUUCUCUUGCGACAGCUGACUCCAAAACAGCUACGAGCGACAAUGCGUGCUUCCCGCUCGUUACAGAGUCUACGUGCGUGCUGAGUGCCACACGCCACCAUUUUGCCUGGAAAGCGGCGGUGACAAGGGCUCUGGGCAAGUCCACGUCGUGGCAUCUCAAAAACUCGGCGCUUUUCAGAAGAUGCACAUACCCGCGAUAAGCGAGAAGAGACGGGAGUUCCUUAGAAAGGCAAAGAUCGCCUUUCUGAAGGCCGUGACGAUGCCACACACCCAACAAAACAAGACGGUUUUACAAGAAAACGACGUGAAAAUGGGUUCUCUGCCGAUACUACGUUUUAACCAAGGA